AUUGGCAUCAAUUUGUGAAAGCUAUGUUGCAUUUUUUAAGUCCAAGAACAAGGACAGUGCUGUAGUCGUCUUCGAUGGUUACCUUCAAGAUGGUACUAAGUAUGCUGAGCGAUCAAGAAGAUCACGUUAACAGAUGUCAGUAGAUGACAUGUUCGAUCGAACAAUGAUCCCGACAGUGACAUAAGGAAAAUUCCUAGGAAUCCUAGGCAAUAUGAAAAACAAAAUCCGUCUUAUUUCAAUGUUGAAGGAAAACCUUGCAGCGGCUGGAAUUCAAACAAAACAGGAACAAGAGGAUGCGAAUACACUUAUUGUCACCACAACAAUGGAUCUCGCAAUAUGCUGAAGACGUAGAUUUGCUUGUGAUAUGAUUGGUCGUUCUCGGGGUGUACAUUCAAAUGUAUACUUUCUAAAGCCGGGUAAAGGCGCAGUUUAACAACUAAUUUUUUCUCCUGACUGCCAACCAGACCAAUCCAUCAGUGACGCACAUUGUUUUUGAGUUUCUGCACGCCAUGGGAGGAUGUGACAACUUCAGCCUCAUUCAAAGUAGGAAAAAUUCAGUUUCUCCAAACCCUCAAGAAAAACCCUGCCCUAACCAAGAUCAUUCACAUUUUUAAAGAUUCUACGGCACAUGCUGACACUGUUACUAAUGCUGGCCUUACCUUUUUACAGCAUUGUACAAAUUGACUGACAAGGAAGACACGUCCUUGAACAAAUUGAGGUAUAAAUACUACCUUAGAUCUGCAUCACAACAUCCCAUUUGGCGUCCCUGCCUCCUACCGACGCUGCAGCACUGCAGCAUUCACUGAGAGUAUACUUUCAAGUACAAGGGCUUGGAAAUAAAAAAUAUCCUGAGCAAUGGGGUUGAAAGAAAACCAAAGGAAGCCUGCAGCCAGUACCAACGCUCCAGUCACCAGCACCAGAGGCAGUUUUGAAACUCAUUUCUUGCAAAUGCUCGAAGACCUGUCGGACCAACUGUGGAUGCGAAAUAGCUGGCCUCAACUGUUUUAAUAUAUGCCUGAACUGCGAGAACAACUGUAAUAACAUGCCCGUUGCAAAAAUUGAAGAUGAAGCAGAGGAUGAUCCGGAGGUCCAUGAAUCACUUGACGACGUACAAGAACUGGAAGGCUGCUCUGAUGAAAAUAUGAUGGAGCCCGUGCCUAAGAGGACUCGGAUAGAUACAUAUAGGCGUAGAUGAACUGGAAGGCUGCCUUGGAGAAAGCAUGGAAGCUGUAUCCUAGAGGGCUCGAUAAAUACACGAAAUUUACGUUUUUCAAUAGCC
This is a messenger RNA of Ceutorhynchus assimilis (cabbage seed weevil), 1279 nucleotides long. The record is from the annotation of a GenBank genome assembly. NCBI's taxonomy places the organism in Eukaryota, Metazoa, Arthropoda, Insecta, Coleoptera, Curculionidae.